Messenger RNA from Amoebophrya sp. A25, 3747 nucleotides. The record is from the annotation of a GenBank genome assembly. NCBI's taxonomy places the organism in Eukaryota, Dinophyceae, Syndiniales, Amoebophryaceae.
GUUGUCAGCACAUAAUGCUUUUUUACUUCCAGUAGUCGGACCCGCUACCGGCUGCCUGGUUUUCAAUUUUUCUUGCAGAGUUCUUCUGUCCAUAUUUCUUACAUAAGUUGUUGCGGAGUAGUCCACAACACCUUUCCUUGACGCUUUGAUUGUGGUCGGACAAAUUCUGGUGCUGGCUCUGUUACAUUUGUUUCCUCUUGUAUCCGACAUUUUUGCUUUUGAGUAUUUGUUGUUCUAAAAAGCCGUUGACGUUGGCCAUUGAGAAAGUCUAAUUUUCCAUUUUGCAAAAUGGCGUUGGAGGAGGCUUUGCAACAGGUUGAGCAGGAACUGCAGGAGAAGGGCUUAGACGGUGCAAGCGCUAGGGACCACUCGGUAAGACGUAGAUGGAAUUUAAAUCUUUAUCCAUCGUACUCUUUAUCUUAUGUAUCUAUACAAUAUCUUCUCCAGCUAUCUUAUCGGUAAACAAAAUUCCGUUACCCCCACGUAGCUCUACUAUGGAUGUCAUAUUGAAAUCAAAUACGAAUAAAUAAUAUGUAUAAAAACCAGAAAGAAAUAUUAACCCUUGUUUUAACUCUUCAGGCAAUAGCAGCGCAGCAGCACAUUCGGCAUACGGAGGAACUCGCAGCCGUCCUAAAAAGAGAGGAGCCAAACAAAGGUUCAAAGACAAAGACCAAAGAUUGCGGUGGAUUCUCAUCAGCGCCUUCAAAAGCUGCUGCAGCAGCAGCAGGAUCAAGGGCACCAGCAGCACCUCCAGGGCCGGACUUCAACCUGAACCCCGACAAUCUCAUGGCAGGGUUUGGCGACUUCAUAAAGGAUCUAGAGUCUGGAAAGCUUGGCGACUCGGAGGAGAUAAAGAAUAUGGCGAAUAUGAUGCAGGUAAAAGAAGCCGUGAAAGCCAUUUCUUUAACAUAUAAUCUUCUGAUCCUGAUUGUACAUAAAAACAAAUAGCUACACUUUCUUAAUCUAGAGGCAUGAUUCGUUAUUCCAUCUUUAUACCAUAGAAUAUGAACUCUUUGCCUUUGUUUAUGUUUUUCUUAGGAUCCGAGCUUCCACGACUUUUUGCAACAUUUCGGUGGGCUCAUGCAACCACCAGCGUCUGGCAGUACCGCAGCUUCGAGUAGUACCUCAGGGAAACAUGGCGGGCCGAGUCCGCAGGUGGGAAAACCGAAGGCAAAACCUGCAGUGAAAGUGAAAAAAGAGGAUGUAGCGGCUAUGGACGACGAUGACAUUCUAGCGUGUGUGGACGCUAGCAUACGGCCAAAGAAGAAAACCACGGCAUCAGGUGCAGCAGCGGUUGCAACCGCAGACGCAAAAGAUAAGUCAUCAAGAACAGGCCAGAGCGCCGACGCAAAAAGCGAUGACAAGAAAGAAUCUUUUAGUCCUAGCAAGGACCACAAUGAUGGAGCUUCAUCUAACAAGAAAAAUGACGACGCCGCGUCGUCCGAGAAGUCAAAACCAGGUUACAGCGCUGGUAACUACAACUCGUACAACUCGUGGCCAACGUACCCUGAUGAAGUAAAACCCGAGGCCGGCCUCUCGGCGGAAGAGAUUGCAGCUGAUGAGGAAGCGACGCGCGCUCUUCUCAAGAAUGUGAGCAAGGCCACAGCAGCUCUCUCACAACCGACGGUGCCAGAAGAGGUACAACCAUGGCGAGAAACAGACGGUCUAGACCCGACACUUUAUCACGGAAUGGUCGACGAACUAAAGAAGUACUACUUGAGCUUAGCGUUACACAACAACAAAACUAAAAAAAUGUAAGGAACAACUGGAUAUGGAAGCUCCUAUCAAUCUUUCUCAGACGAUUCGCCAAUUCCUCUAGUAUACUUCUUUGAUGUAUAUUAAGUAUAACUACAACUUGUGGUUGUGCUCAAGGUCAAGCUCAUAACUACCAUGAGCAACAACUUCAACUUAUACUACAACUGCAGGAUGAUCACAGGCGAUCCGAGUUUGGCUGAGUCAUUUGAGACCAUGCUGCAACAGAUGUUGGGGAAGAAUGUAAUGCACGAAGCAGUUUUUUCCGUCCUGCUGCAUCUGGAACCAUGGCUGAAAGAGAAUCGGGAAUCGCUUAGUACAACGGAGGUCGAGCGCUAUGAAAAAAUGCUUGCAUGCUAUCGAGAGUACUUAAUUAUUUUGAGCAAUUUUAUUUCGAGUUCAACUAAUGAUGUGAAGAUUUCAUGUUCAAUCUGCUUAAUAAAAGAUUGUAAGGGGGAAGGGAAGAUCAUGUUGAGGAAGACGAUGAUAAUAAACAGGUACGCUCACAUACUGUUACAAUUUAUAUCGCCACAGGUGCAACUCCUGCUUUCCACACGAACUUGAAUAAUUAAGCAGUUUCUGCUUGUUCCCAGAAACACCUACACUCACAACAAAUUCAGGGUCUCUGUGUUGUAUGAGCGACAGAGCCGAGACGCGCCAAGCGACUUGGCAGCUGCCGAGUUCAAACGGAUCGAAGAAUUGAUGACAGAACUGCAGCAAUACGGCGAAUUACCGCCACAAGUGAUGAAUAAGAUACACGAAGCUGGUGCCGCAGCCAUGAAUAAGGAUUUCAUGAAGGAAAUGGAAAAGAAGAAUGACGGUGCUGCCAAGCCAGGAAUGGCAGGCAAACCAGCAGGAGCUUCACAAUCAUCUUCAUCGGCAACGACCUCCUCGUCCAGUAGCAGCAGUAAUUCUUCUUCUAGUAAUGGCAAAAUCAAAACUGCAGGAAAACACGAAGACAAGACCAAAUAUGGCUUUGACAAAACGACUGUGAAUAAAAGCAGCUCAUCAACAAGUGGGCCUAGCAGUGGCGAACAGGACCAGAUGAUGGCCAUGUUCCAAGAGGCAUUGCACGCACAAGGUGGUAUGAAGGAUGGGUUGUCAGCCGAGGAACAAAAAGAGUUCGAUACGAUGAUGAACACCAUGCUCAAGGAACUCUCUGGAAUCACACCUGCAGCUCCACCCAAAACAACUCCAACGACUGGCAGCAUGACCACUGGUACUUCUGCGGCCAGCUCGUCCUCAACAGCAAGCAAGAAGAGGGAUGACGCUUCAACUUCAUCACCAUCAAAAGCUGAUAAAAGCGCCACUAGUAGUACUGCUACUGGUACUAGUUCACCUCCAACUUCUUCUAGUAGUUCAGUCCCAGCAGGAAAAAAUGUUGCAGGUAGUGCAGCACCAGCUUCCUCCUCAUCUGCUCCUGUGCAAUUGCCACCGACUGGAGGCGCAGCGCGUGCUGGCCUCGACGCAGGCUGGGACGCAUUUUUGCAGAAGAUUGUCGCUGAUGUGGACGCACAGUCAGAUGGCAAUCCCUUAGGCGAUCUUGCCCACCUGCAAAACGUUUUCAAGCGAGAGUUCGGUGAUACUGAUCCGGAGGUCGAGAAAAUGAUCUUUGGACCCAGUGGGCUACUGGGCUCCGUCAUGACCACGACAGAUGCAAACUCUAGUUCACCUAGCAGUACGGCAAUCAAAACUGGUGCAUCUUCGUCUUCGUCAGGUGCAACUACUAGCCCUUCUGCUCGAGGGAAACCUGGAACAGACGAAAAAACAAUAAACGCAGACCGUAAAGAAGAUGACGUCAAGCCAAUAGAGAAAAGCCAGGACAAGGUUGAAAACUCCAAGAAGCUCGCACCAAAAUCGCGUUCAAAUAAAGAACCCGAAAAAGAUGCUGAAGGUGCGACAGAUGACGGACUUGAUAUUCCAGAAGACUGGAGAGCACCUGCAGGUGCACCGAGUAGCGGCUCUGGGAAUGGCCAAGAUUGCAAGAUGCAAUGA